CUUGGAAAUGCGUGAAGUAUCACAGGGUUAAAGUCCAACAGGUUUCAACAGAGACUGUACAAUAUCUGACAGAUCUCGGCGUAUUGGUUCAAGGGCAUCUUGCAGGAGGUCUCUCAUGAAGUCCCGAGAGAUAGACUAAAGAUGAUCUUGGCUUCAGUCAACUACAAACAUCUAAAUAUAUUGGUCCUCUUUCUUUUCCUGUUUAUCUUAUCCUUUGUAUGGAAACGUGCAAGUAUCGCCUCUGGGGUGUCAACAAAUAUUCAAAAGUUGAUUUGUCAAGAAAAAGAGAACCAAAAUGAGACAGCAGUUAAAAGCCCAACCCCCCCAAAGAAACACGAGGAGGACAUUAUUGUCCUCAUUUGGAAGUGGCCCUGGGGAUAUCAAUCUCCUUUAGAUAAGUGUCCUGAAUAUGGUAUAUUUGGAUGCAAGUUGACAGUAGAUAGAAGUCUAUAUGGUGUUGCCGAUGCUGUCCUUAUUCAUCACGCAGAUAUUAUGUAUGAUAAAAACUCUUUGCCCCAAGAGCCAAAACCUAAUUUUCAGCGUUGGAUCUGGUACAAUAUGGAACCACCACGGAUUAUCCAGAACUUGAAAAUGUUAGAUAACCUAUUCAACAUGACCAUGACCUUCCGGCGCGAUUCAGAUAUACAUUAUCCAUAUGGUCAGAUGGAGCCAUUAAAAAAGAGAGGGCAAAACUUUACCAUUCCAAAAAAAUCCAAGCUGGUCUCUUGGGUCGUCAGUAAGUGGUACUCUGGUGCCCCCCGCAUUGCAUAUUAUGAGGAGCUAAAGAAUCACAUCACUAUUGAUGUAUAUGGAGCAAAGCACAAGAAACUAAGCUGGGAUGAUUUCUAUGCCACCAUAUCUCAGUACAAGUUCUACCUCGCCUUUGAGAAUUCAGUCUACAAGGAUUAUAUCACCGAGAAGUUGUGGUCCAAUGCUUUUGGAUCAUGGGCGGUUCCAGUUGUGUUGGGAACAUCUCGGAAGAACUAUGAACGUUUUGUCCCUGGAGAUGCCUUCAUUCACGUCGAUGAUUUCACAAGUCCUAAGGAAUUGGCUGCCUAUCUUCUAGAGUUGGACAAGGACGAUGAGAAGUACAGGAAGUUUUUCAACUGGAGAUUUCAAUAUCGUGUUGCUUUUAGUAGAGGAGCAUCAUAUGGCUACUGCAAAAUAUGUGCAAUCAUCAGAGAAAGUCCUGUUUACCAGGUCCUUCACAGUGUGGAAAAGUGGUUUCUGGAAGAUGUGUAAUUUUUGACCUGGAAAG
This is a messenger RNA of Bufo gargarizans (Asiatic toad), 1258 nucleotides long. Its product is annotated as 3-galactosyl-N-acetylglucosaminide 4-alpha-L-fucosyltransferase FUT3-like. The transcript is spliced from 3 exons. Lineage: Eukaryota; Metazoa; Chordata; Amphibia; Anura; Bufonidae. Bases 142 to 1242 code for a protein of 366 amino acids. Gene Ontology annotation, molecular function: alpha-(1->3)-fucosyltransferase activity. Gene Ontology annotation, cellular component: membrane. The record is from RefSeq and is a predicted model, not a curated record.